GGUCAAAUGACUACAAAACCCUCGCAACGAAUCCAUAAUGUCGACUAAACCUCACCGUCUUUACCGGAAACCAGAAAAGCUUCCCAUUUCAGCUUUCGCUCCGCCGCGGCGCUUCCCGAUUGACCCCCACGUAGAAACCAGCUCUCUUUUCAUCUCUACAUCAUUUAGUAUCUCGUAUCAAUCGAUUCUGACUCUUCUCUGCUGCUACUAUAAAUGGCCAAGAAAUUAGCCAAGAGUCUCUUUUACGACAUGGAUUUCACUAUGAAAUUGUGGAAUAAAGAAGUGUCCUAUCAAAGGUUAGUGCACAAUAUUCUAAUUAGGUAUCAAUCACAGUGGCCAAAGGCAGAAAAAGGGGAAGUUGGUGUGUCCAAGGAGGAAAAUGAUACGUCUCAAGUACCUGUUAUGCCUAAAGUGGACAAUAAUAGGAGCCAUUAUCGGCCGAUUAAGAAAUAUGGUUCCGCUGAUGAUGAUUCGAGUGAUCACAAAUGGAGUUUAGAACUUGCUUGGGUUACCAAAGCUCUUGAACCAGCCUUGCAAUUGUGUAGGCGGGCUCUGGCAACAGGAAAUGGAUUUGGAAACAAAUCCCCAAAUAACCCCAGAUCACUUAUGGAAAUUGUUGCAAGCAUUCAGCGGAGUAAGUUUGGACUCCAUGAUUGGAGCCUAAGUGAUCUUACAAUAGGCUUGUUUCUUAUAUACCUUCAGCAAGCAUCCAAAAAUUCAUCUGAGGAGGUUAAGGGUGUUCAAAUUUUCUCUGAUUCCAUAGUCCAGGAUCUUAUCUACCACAUAGAAUUAGCAAAAGGGGCAUAUAGGGAUAACGCUGCAGGUCUUGCAAGAAAUAGCAUGCUUCGUGAAAGCAACGUUCUGAAAUUUGUCAAAGAUUCCAGCAUUAUGAGGCCUGGAUAUUAUAUAGGAGUUGAUCAUCGCAAGAAACUUGUAAUUCUUGGAAUCCGUGGAACUCAGACUGUCUACGACCUUAUCACUGAUGUUGUUUCUUCUAGUAACGAAGAAGUCACAUUUGAAGGCUACUCAACUCACUUCGGUACUGCUGAGGCUGCUCGUUGGUUUCUUAGGCAUGAGAUGGGAACCAUAAAGAAGUAUUUGGACAAACACGAGGGAUUUAGGUUAAGGCUAGUAGGUCAUUCUCUUGGAGGUGCGAUAGCUUCUUUGCUAGCAAUAAUGCUUCGCAAAAAGUCAUCUAAGGAGCUAGGGUUUAGCCCCGAUAUUGUUACCGCGAUUGGAUAUGCACCCCCUCCAUGCGUGUCUAGAGAUAUUGCUGAAUGCUGCUCUGAUUAUGUCAGCACUGUUGUAAUGCAGGAUGAUAUCGUUCCACGGUUAAGUGUAGCUUCUUUAACAAGAUUGAGGAACGAAAUUCUGCAAACAGAUUGGAAGAGUGUCUUAGAGAAGGAAGACUGGAAAAAUGUCGUAGGUUUGGUAACAAAUGCCAAGCAAGUUGUUUCUUCAGUACAAGAUGUAGCUCGGAAGCUUGCUGAUUAUGCCCAGUUCAGGGGCCAGCCAAAUGUCUCUGAUGUGCACGUGAUAAAGAAUUCCACCGUAGUUCCGGGAGUCUCUUCGACCUCCAGUGCAAUGGGAGGCAGUGCUAUUCUUGUUAAGAAGGAGGAAGUUGAGGAGUUGUUUGUACCAGGGACUCUCUAUUAUCUAAAGAGGAAUGUUGAAAAUAACAGCAGCAGCAGCGAUCACACGAGAAGGCAGUAUUUUACUUUGUGGAAGAGGGAUCCGGGUGAGCAUUUUCAGCGGAUAAUGCUUUCGAAUAACUUGAUUUCGGACCACAAAUGUGACAGCCACUAUUAUGCUCUGAGGGAUGUGAUCAAAGGUAAUCCUGGCCCCAUUGAGGAAACCAUUUACAAAUAACUAUCAACGCUCGUGUAUCCCUGUAAAACUAUGUUAGUUGUCUGUGCAUUUGUUUCUUGAUCUGGAGAGCCAUGUUUUCAGUUCGUGAGAGAUCUUGAGAAAAAGUUAGGCAGUUUUCAGCUCUUUGAAGUUUUAUCCAACUUUGUCACCAGAUGUAAUUAUGCUGAUGUUGUUCAAUGUUCAUUCACAGUAACUGUUACUGUGGUUUAGUUCAUAU
This is a messenger RNA of Rhododendron vialii, 2086 nucleotides long. RefSeq lists its product as uncharacterized. The transcript has 8 exons. NCBI's taxonomy places the organism in Eukaryota, Viridiplantae, Streptophyta, Magnoliopsida, Ericales, Ericaceae. The record is from RefSeq and is a predicted model, not a curated record. Gene Ontology annotation, biological process: lipid metabolic process. The coding region runs from base 214 to 1869 and encodes 551 amino acids.